Vidua macroura (Pin-tailed whydah) is the source of this 798-nucleotide messenger RNA. RefSeq names its product multiciliate differentiation and DNA synthesis associated cell cycle protein (gene MCIDAS). The record is from RefSeq and is a predicted model, not a curated record. Bases 1 to 798 code for a protein of 265 amino acids. NCBI's taxonomy places the organism in Eukaryota, Metazoa, Chordata, Aves, Passeriformes, Viduidae. The transcript is spliced from 3 exons. Gene Ontology annotation, biological process: negative regulation of cell cycle; negative regulation of DNA replication. Gene Ontology annotation, cellular component: nucleus.
AUGCCACCAACACUGGACAGUACUGACUGUGAUUUCUCACUUGGUGAGGAGGUGGCUUUUGGCCCCUGCACUCCGCAGCUGCAGAGCAGUAUGCUGGUGCAGGUUCCCCCACAGAACCUGUCUUCCCCUGAGCCAUGCUGGAGGGACCUGGCAGACCAGCACCAGAAAGCAUUGGGAGAUGCCGUGGAAGCAAAUAGCCAGCUGCAGGAGACCCUCACACAGAGGCAGGAAGAGCUGGGGACACUGCGGGAGAGCAACGUGCAGCUGAAGGAGCUGGCAAGUCAGGCCAGGCAGCUGGCCGCUGUCCUUGAUACGCUGAUGCUCCCGCAAAGCGCCGAAGGGACAGUCCCUCCUCCUCUUCCUCCUCUUCCUCCUCUUCCUCCUCUUCAUCCUUUACCUCCUCCUCCCGCCGCUGCUGCCGCCGCCGCAGCCCCGGCCGGGACCGGCCUGGAGGAUGCGGAGGGCGUGGACGCCAUACUGCGGGCCGUGUCGGAGAAGUGUCGCGCCGCCUUGCGAAGCCUGGGGGACAGGUCGGGGGGCAGCCCCGGGGGCAGCCCAGGAGGCAGCCCCACAGCCAAGCGCCCGCGGCCGGGCCCGCGCCUGCACGGCACCUUCCGCGGGCUGCGCACCGGCUGCGCCGCCCCGUGCCCGGUCGGCAGGGAGCUGGAGGGGGGCGGCAGCCUGCGGGCGGCGCUGGGGGAGGCGGGCGCCAUCCGCACCCUGGCCUUCCCGCAGGGAAACGCCUUCACUCUCCGCACCGCUGCCGGCGGGCACCGCUUCCGAUGGGUGCCGCGCUGA